AUGCUCAACACCACAGUAACUCUCACCCACGUCACCCCGGUCCCGUCGGGAAUGUCCAAGGAGGACGCCAUAGCGCUCCUCCACGACGCGGAGCACCACAUCAAGUGCGACCCCAACAUGAAAGACUACACCAAGCGCAGCCCCCAGAUCCCGCCGACGAUCCCCAAGGACGUCGAGCCGAUCGCGGAAACCCAGUGUUACUCGGUCACUGACAGCGUGCCGACGUUGCUGCCCAAGGGCGUCUGGGACAGGGAUGCCGUCAGCGACUACGACUUCACCUUCACCAAGGACGGCAGCUUCGUGCGCACCAGCUGCCCGCUAAGUGUCGUGCUGGAGACGCGAUGGACCGUCCGGGACGCGAGCGGCGGUGGGUGCGAGCUCGUUGAGGUGGUUGAGAUCAACUGCUCAAAGUUCCUGGCCAGCGUCGUUAAGGGUCAGUGUGAUGCGCACUGGGAAGACUUCCACAAGAGAAUUUUGUCGGGAAAGCAAUGA
Messenger RNA from Colletotrichum karsti, 492 nucleotides. RefSeq lists its product as uncharacterized. The record is from RefSeq and is a predicted model, not a curated record. Lineage: Eukaryota; Fungi; Ascomycota; Sordariomycetes; Glomerellales; Glomerellaceae. The coding region runs from base 1 to 492 and encodes 163 amino acids. The transcript has a single exon.